Messenger RNA from Rhagoletis pomonella (apple maggot), 2359 nucleotides. It is a transcript of the gene Amt, whose product is annotated as putative ammonium transporter 2. The transcript has 5 exons. The record is from RefSeq and is a predicted model, not a curated record. Gene Ontology annotation, cellular component: membrane. Gene Ontology annotation, molecular function: ammonium channel activity. Bases 149 to 1972 code for a protein of 607 amino acids. Gene Ontology annotation, biological process: ammonium transmembrane transport; ammonium homeostasis. NCBI's taxonomy places the organism in Eukaryota, Metazoa, Arthropoda, Insecta, Diptera, Tephritidae.
AAUCAGGCGAACUAUUUACUUCAAAACACCCGUCAGUCAUAGUCGGUAAACAACGUACAGCACUCGUUAUCCUCUCGCCAGCGGAAAUGUGCAUAGUGAACAACUAAUUUUCUCUUAGCAUCCGCUUCAGGUUUGGGAUGUUGAUCUUAUGCUAGCAAAGUAUGAAGGCAGUAUAAAAAAAAAAAUCAAAUACUUCUUAGAGAUGACAUCGAAAGUGACAAAUGUCUCAGCUUCACAAGCAACAGCUUUAAAGGGUGUUGUACGCAAUAGCAGUUAUGUAAUACCCGGCUUAUACGAUCUUAGUGUCGAGGACACAAAUUGGGUGCUGACGUCAUCAUUCAUCAUUUUCACAAUGCAAACUGGCUUUGGCAUGCUAGAGUCAGGUUGUGUGUCAAUUAAGAAUGAGGUGAACAUAAUGAUGAAGAACGUCAUUGACAUUGUAUUGGGUGGCUUCACUUAUUGGCUCUUCGGCUAUGGCAUGAGCUAUGGACGUGGACCGCUAUCGAAUCCAUUCAUAGCGGUUGGAGAUUUUCUGCUCGACCCACCGGUGGGCGAUCCUUUGAUGGGACAAAUUUUCGCCGCCUUUCUCUUUCAGUUGUCCUUCGCUACGACAGCAACAACAAUUGUUAGUGGCGCCAUGGCGGAGAGAUGUAAUUUUAAAGCGUACUGUUUAUUCUCGUUGUUAAACACGGCUGUCUACUGCAUACCCGCCGGUUGGGUUUGGGGUGAGCAUGGCUUCCUCAAUAAUCUUGGUGCUGUGGAUAUAGCCGGAAGCGGGCCGGUACAUUUAAUAGGUGGUGCCGCCGCCUUCGCUUCUGCGGCUAUGUUGGGUCCGCGUCUGGGGCGCUAUUCAGACGGCUAUGAUCCUCUCCCGCUCGGCAAUCCCGUGAAUGCAUGUAUGGGCCUGUUUGUACUGUGGUGGGGAUGGUUGGCCUUCAAUUCGGGUAGUACUUAUGGAGUGAGUGGUGCCAAAUGGCAAUAUGCCGCACGUGCCGCUGUUAUGACUAUGAUGGGCUCAUUCGGUGGUGGCAUCAUAAGUUGCGCAUACUCACUUUGGCGUCACGAUGGUCGCAUGGACAUCAUUGAUCUGAUUAACGGCGUGCUUGGCUCCUUGGUUUCCAUAACGGCUGGCUGUUUUUUGUAUCGUGCUUGGGAAGCGUUAAUUAUCGGAAUGCUGGGCGCACUACUUUGUGUUGUCGCAAUGCCAUUGUUCGAUCGACUAGGCGUGGACGACCCGGUAGGUGCGAGCUCUGUUCAUGGUGUUUGUGGAAUUUGGGGAGUCAUUGCUGUUGGAUUAUUUGCCGACAAUCCUAUUCCUCUCGAAACAACAAAAGGGCGUUCAGGCCUGUUCAAGGGUGGCGGAUGGUAUUUAGUAGGCAUACAGAGCUUAUCGGCCCUAUGUCUUGCCUGCUGGGGCAUCUGUUCAACAUUUCUACUACUCUAUAUUGUCAACAAAUUUGUACCACUUCGCAUGGAUCCCAAUGAAGAGUUGCUAGGCGCAGAUUUGAUGGAACAUCGUAUACGCCACUCCCAAAUUGGCUUAUCGCGCGCCAUCUCAGCACUGGCACCAAUUAAGGUGGAUCUCAAUGAAUUCGCUGGUGUUCAGCCUAUUGGUCUUAAUCCCGGACAUGAGAAAAGUAUCGAACAAUUACGCGCAGCAGAUAAUAAAUUAUUGCAAUGGCAGCAAUAUCUCGAGCAAGUGAGUCCAGAUCUGCCCAAACAUGUGCAAGAACAAUUUGCCGUCGAAGAACAAAAUAUACUGAAGAAGAUUCACAAUUCAACCGAUAUCAAAGCACAAACUGUAGGAAAUAUUUUUAGUCGCAAACUUAAAUCAGUACAUAUCAGCAAGGAUCUGGAUCGUAAUGUACACACAGAAAUAACACAUGGGUUCUAUAAACCGAAGAAUAACGAAUUACCGGUGAUUUCAACGAAGAAAAUGGACAAGGAUAGCAACUUCGCAUGGGUCGAUUAAGGAGCCGGAAUAGCAAAUGUUUGUUUCGAGAAGGGAUUUUCAAUUAAAUCCUAAAUGUAUUCUUUUUUUUUCUCAUGGUGAUUUCGUUUCUUUCAAAAAAUUUUGCCCUUUAAUCCUGCAGAACAUGCCCUUUUAGUUCUGACUUCUUGUUCUUGUCUAGCUCACACAUUUCAUAAUAUUGCCGUUUUAGGGCAACUUUCUCCCCUGACAAAGUUGCAAAGGGCACAGAAUGUGCAUUUUUUGCCUUGCAAGAAUGUAACAUUUUAAGAAACGAACACAAAACUUGUACACCGGUUGCCCUUAUUUUAGAAUCGAACACGAAAGGUAAAAACCAAUCAAAAGGUGAAAUUUUUUGUUAGAAACGAAAACACCAUAAAUAUAAAUAGU